Messenger RNA from Histoplasma mississippiense, 213 nucleotides. RefSeq lists its product with no specific name. The transcript is spliced from 2 exons. The coding region runs from base 1 to 213 and encodes 70 amino acids. The record is from RefSeq and is a predicted model, not a curated record. Lineage: Eukaryota; Fungi; Ascomycota; Eurotiomycetes; Onygenales; Ajellomycetaceae.
AUGAGUAGCGAGGAGCCGAUAAAGUGGACGAAUAUAAAGAGGAAGGAUAAUCGGACUAGGGCACCAAAUGAAGGGGUGUAUGCUAGACCCCAGGCAAGGGCUGUGAGGAGGAGGAAGAAGGAAAGGAGAUUUGAACACCUUCUUAGGCGCUAUAAGCAGCGAUGUCAUUUCCCAGAUGGCCAUUUCGAAGUCCAUCUGUGGGAAUUUAAAUAA